CUUCCUCCACAUCCUCUAACUUAUCCUCCCAUGACUGCUUGACGACCACCACAUCAUCUUGGCUAGUGUGUACAGUAUCUCGUGUGAUGGACAAAUUCGUAUAUGCCAAGAAGCCGUCCGCGGUGCGCUGCGACAAGGACGAUGCGAAGAACGAUCGCCACAAGUUCAGAUACAACCCGUACGGCGUACACAAGGCGAACGAACGCAAGCUUGACGACUGGAAAGACAAGAAGAAGAUAGAGAAGAUUCUCGCACCGUUACGGAAGGAUGGCCAAAGCAAACCAUCGACGUCGGCACUCACCAAACACGUUUUGAGCACACUCAAGGAUGAGUCGAACCCCGUAACGCAUUCUACUAUCUAUCAGCGAUCAGACCACAUCAGUUCAGCAGCCACCGGGCAUCAGGUCUCAGAUGGUCGCGGGCCACGCAAAUCUUAUAUCGACGUCCGGAGGAGCAAGCUCACAGAGCAGCUACCUGAGAAACCAGCUGAGGGCGCGCUAGUACUCCGCAACGUCCGAGUCUACAUCAACGGCUACCUGGACAACACCACCGACAUCGAGAUGAAGCGAAUAGUCACCCUGGCCGGCGGAACCGUGCAACACACGGCGUCGGGUGCAACGCACAUCCUGACGUCCCAGCAACUGAGCGGGUCGAAGACGCAGAAGCUGCUGACGAGCAAGUCGAAGAACCUCGUGCAUGUCGUGCGCCCCGAGUGGGUGACGGAUAGUAUCGACGCGGGCACGCGGCUGUCUGAGCGGGAAUAUUCGGUCAUCAAGAUCGCAACUACGCUCAAGAUUUCGGACAUCUUUGGAGCUGGGCCUUCGCGCAAGUCGGCCCACGAAGAGAAGUCUACGUAGGACCCCAUUCUGGCAGUGGGUGGGAUUGAGUGUGUACGAUCUAAGUUUCCCUCUGCGAAUGUAUGUUUCCAUAACUAUAUACACGACCACGUGAAGCU
Messenger RNA from Trametes versicolor FP-101664 SS1, 955 nucleotides. RefSeq lists its product as uncharacterized. Bases 87 to 857 code for a protein of 256 amino acids. NCBI's taxonomy places the organism in Eukaryota, Fungi, Basidiomycota, Agaricomycetes, Polyporales, Polyporaceae. Gene Ontology annotation, molecular function: deoxycytidyl transferase activity; DNA-directed DNA polymerase activity. Gene Ontology annotation, cellular component: nucleus. Gene Ontology annotation, biological process: error-prone translesion synthesis; error-free translesion synthesis. The transcript is spliced from 4 exons. The record is from RefSeq and is a predicted model, not a curated record.